AUUAGUAAAGAAAAAAUUCAGAGCAUUAGAAAGAAGAAACUUCAGGAUCAAAAUUCAAACUUAUCUUCUAUUAAUAAAGACCAAACUAGAGAAGACACAUAUAUUUCAAAUCGGAAAUCUUCUUCUAUUGUUCAGGCUAAGGAAAACGAAGGGAAUAAUGAGUUAAACAACAUCGAAACGACGCCACCACCAGAAGAAGAUCCAGAAGAACUUAAGCUAGGAUUAGACGAAGUAAAGAUCUUCUAUUUACGAGCCAUGUUCGUUUUCGGUUUAACUAAAUCCCUCAAACGCUUGCCUACCGGCGGUGGCUGUAUUUCAAAUAGACCGAGUAACGGUUGUGUUGCUCAUUAUAAUACAAAAGCUAAUGAUAUCUUUUUUAACCGGAAGCGAGAACUUGUCAAAUUCACAAACGCAUUCAGUUCUGAUCCGGAACUUCAUGUUGUUCUAGGGCCUCCUAGUACUGGAAAAACUGCCUUGGUCCGUGAGGUAACGAGUAAAGGCAAUUUUAAACCUUUUUUUAUCGACUGCCGUAUAGGACAGUUUGAUUCCCCAAUGGCUGUACAUAAUUCUAUUUCCAUGCAAUUCAAACCAUUCUUCGAUGAACGAAAGGAACUCCUGAAAAAAAUAUUGCCAGAAACGGAGACCAAGCUAUUUGGUGAGAAAGAAAAGGAAGAAUUUAUUACUAAUAGUUUUAGUGAGUUGCUUGGUAAAAUUGCUCGUGCCCUUCCGAUUUGGAACUUUUGGAAUGAUUACAAUGUACCACCACCCAUCUUGAUCAUUGAUGAAGCAAACUUGCUUAGCCAACUUGGUAGUAGUUCGAGGGAAGGGGCAGUUCUUCUUAAAUCAUUUCUUAACUGGCUUGUGGCGAAUACUAAACAAGAAAAACGCUUCCAUGCUGUGCUUACCUCUUCUGACUCAUUCUUUUUUAACUGGAUCGUAAAUCUUUUGCAUAUCUCACAUGCAACCCCAUAUGUUGUUGGAGAUUUGAGUAAGGAAGAAGCCGAAGAAUAUUUUGAAAAGCAUGUUAUUUCUCGAUAUGAUAGCAAAUUUUCAGUUUACCGAUCAGAAUAUAAUAAGUUGGAACGUGGCCUCUAUUAUAAGGGAUUGAGAUAUUCAGAUAAGCCUAAUCCAGCACUUUGGAAGGACUAUGAUUUAAUCAAAACCAUGAAAGCAAUAGUGAAGGCAGAGAAUCAGGGAUACAUUUUAGAAGUUGACUUGAUUAAAGAAAUUGGUUCUGAAAAAGUUGAUUCACUUGUAGAUUAUAAUUUUUUACACCGUCGAUCAACUACACAAUUUGCCAAUGACAUCACUGACCCACCGGAUGAAAAUAUUUUGACUGCAAUGAAUCAGCCAUCAGUGCGUGCAAUGAAACAUCUCCUAUCUAACGUUUCGCCAAGCAAAAAAUAA
Messenger RNA from Acaulospora morrowiae, 1407 nucleotides. NCBI's taxonomy places the organism in Eukaryota, Fungi, Glomeromycota, Glomeromycetes, Diversisporales, Acaulosporaceae. The record is from the annotation of a GenBank genome assembly.